Molecule: messenger RNA, 3237 nt
Organism: Lymnaea stagnalis (great pond snail)
Lineage: Eukaryota; Metazoa; Mollusca; Gastropoda; Lymnaeidae
Source: the annotation of a GenBank genome assembly
UUUUUAAUCAUUGACAGUGGUUUAUUUUUGGAACCAUCUUAUAAAACAAAAAACAAAACAAAAAUGUUAAAACGUCAGUCAGGCUGAUUCAUGGCCACGAACUGGACAAAAAAAAUAAUGAAAUCAGUUAUGAUAUCGUUUUUCUUAUUGGAUGAAUUCUCUCUUUCCAUUUCCUAGGGUGCUAGUGACAAGGGUAAUAAGAUCGGUAAGGGCAUUUUCUUGUUGGGUGAGGUCUCUCUUUCCACCGCCGAGGAUGUUGGUUACAAGGGUAAUAAGAUCGGUAAGGCCAUUGUCUAGUUCUCUCUUUCCACCGCCAAGGAUGCCAGUGAUAAGGGUAAUAAGAUCGGUAAGGCCAUUGUCUAGUUCUCUCUUUCCACCGCCAAGGAUGCCAGUGAUAAGGGUAAUAAGAUCGGUAAGGCCAUUGUCUAGUUCUCUCUUUCCACCGCCAAGGAUGCCAGUGAUAAGGGUAAUAAGAUCGGUAAGGCCAUUGUCUAGUUCUCUCUUUCCACCGCCAAGGAUGCCAGUGAUAAGGGUAAUAAGAUCGGUAAGGCCAUUAUCUUGUUCUCUCUUUCCACCGCCAAGGAUGCCAGUGAUAAGGGUAAUAAGAUCGGUAAGGUCAUUAUCUUGUUCUCUCUUUCCACCGCCAAGGAUGCCAGUGACAAGGGUAAUUAGAUCGGUAAGGCCAUUAUCUUGUUCUCUCUUUCCACCGCCAAGGAUGCCAGUGAUAAGGGUAAUAAGAUCAGUGAGGCCAUUAUCCUGUUCUCUCUUUCCAUCCCCAAGGAUGCCAGUGAUAAGGGUAAUUAGAUCGGUAAGGCCAUUAUCCUGUUCUCUCUUUCCACCGCCAAGGAUGCCAGUGACAAGGGUAAUAAGAUCGGUAAGGCCAUUAUCCUGUUCUCUCUUUCCGCCACCAAGUAUGCCAGUGAUAAGGGUAAUUAGAUCGGUAAGGCCAUUAUCUAGUUCUCUCUUUCCAUUGCCUAGGAUGCUUGUGACAAGAGUAAUAAGAUCGGUAAGUCCAUUAUCUUAUUCUCUCUUUCCACUGCCUAGGAUGCUAGUAACAAGGGUAAUCAGAUCGGUAAGGCCAUUAUCUAGUUCUCUCUUUCCACUGCCUAGGAUGCCAGUGACAAGGGUAAUAAGAUCAGUUAGGGCAUUUUCUUGUUGGGUGAGGUCUCUCUUUCCACUGCCUAAGAUGCCAGUGACAAGGGUAAUAAGAUCAGUUAGGGCAUUUUCUUGUUGAAUGAGGUCUCUUUUUCCACUUCCUAUGAUGUUGGUGACAAGGUUAAUAAGAUCGGUAAGGCCAUUGUCUAGUUCUCUCUUUCCACUGCCUAGAAGGCCAGUAACAAGGGUAAUAAGAUCGGUCAGGGCAUUCUCUUGCUGUGCGAGGUCUCUCUUUCCACUGCCUAAGAUGCUAGUGACAAGGGUAAUAAGAUCGGUAAGGCCAUUAUCUAGGUCUCUCUUUCCACUGCCCAGAAGGCCAGUAACAAGGGUAAUAAGAUCGGUCAGAGCAUUCUCUUGCUGCGCCAGGUCUCUCUUUCCACUGCCUAGGAUGCCAGUGACAAGGGUAAUAAGAUCGGUAAGGGCAUUAUCUUGGAGGUCAACAAUUUGAGUUUGUGGAAUCUGUAGACAAAUAAAAGAAUACAUUUACUCCAUUCAGAUUUUUUGGGGAGGUGUGGGUGCAAAAUCUAACAUUUUUGUUUGCCUUCAUAAGGAAUUAUUUUUACCUACCCCUUUUUGGGUGUUGUAAUAGAGGUACAAAACAGGUUUUAAAAAAAAAUCCAUUUGUUGCCUUGGUAACCAGUAGAAACAAUCGCAAUUUAUAUAUUUAUAAAGCGUUUUUAAAAAACACUUAUGCUUUUACAAAUAUUAAGUUGUUGCCAUCAUGUUUUAAGCUUAUACUAUUUAACCUAUUAUAAAACUUUGAAUAACAGGACUUUUUGAUGUAAUGACUAGUUCUAAAUCAACAUGGUCACAAAAUGUGACUCAUUUUUUUUUUUUCUGUGCAAAAAAUAGCGGUCUGGGUGAACUUUUUAAAAUAUUUUCUUUUCUAAGAUAGUUAUCUUAAUUGAAGGUGAUUCAAUUUUUUUACUAUUGAUCAUUGAACUUACUGGGAAAAUUUGGGAAGGCUUGGAUAAUACAUAAAAAGGCAAUAGUUAUAAAGAUAUUGGUGACCAAAACUGUUGAAAAAAGGACAAAUGAAAUAAAGAAGAAAAACUACAAAAACAAUGAAAUUAUCAAUGAAAAAUAGUAUGUCAGAAAAAUACAAAUCUUUUCUAGAAAUGGCCGGCGAUUGAAAGGUUCGGUUACAUUCGUCAUUUUCUUGAUGAUGAAAAGCUAUAUUUAUCCUGACCCGGAAAUCCCCAUCUUUACAAUCAUACCAAAUAUUUUGGGAUUGGGCGAUUCCAAAUAAUCAUAACAAAAGGGGUUAAAAAAAAACAACAACACAAUGGGGCAUGGACGCCCACAGAAAACUUUCUAGGGGGGGGCAAAAAAUCGAUUAACUUUCUAGGGGGAGGGCAACAAUUUUUUAGCAAUGUUUUAGUGUAGUUUUAAUUUACUGUAGCGUAUUUGUAUGGUGAACGAACGGACAGGACAUCAGCUUAGUUACUUUCUCUUUAUUUUCUCUUUCCUUUAAUACAUUUUUUGUCUAUUUUGUAUAAAAAAAAAUUAUCCAAUCAAUCCAGGGGGGGGCAAGUGCCCCCCUUGCCCCUCUGCGGGCGCCCAUGCAAUGGGGCAGUUUUGACAUUUUUGCAGCUUGAUAGGGCCUGGAAAAUGCUUAAUAUUCAUGUCAAGAAUUGAUCUUCUUUUUUUCUCCUUUAAAAUAAAACAUAAACUUUUAAAUUUAACCUUUAAAUGAAAUUAAAUAUGAGGGGAAAAUUGAUAAAAAUAGAAUAUGGUCAACCAUUCAAAAUAAUUAAUACUGAAAAGCAAGACACUUAACCAUUCAAAAUAAUUAACAUUUAAAAGCAGAGGAAAAGUUGUGCUACUUAGCGAUACCUCGUAGUACAACAACAUGUGAGUCUUCUGGAAAGUCUAAUCCUAUCUCACGUCAUACCACAGACCCCCCCUCCCUCCCCACCCCUCGCACACACAGACACACGCGCACAAAACCAUUCCCCCACAAACGGACCGCCUGCGUGCGUGUACUCACCCCAAUGUGAACAAGGGGCAAUGCCGAGAUGGAGCCGACGAUGAGCAAGAUGAGAAAUGUUGGCGCAAUCAUCCUUAGUCACUUGUAUUGCU